UUUGGGUUGCUCGUGGGAAACGCGCUAAGCCGUCCCGAGCCUCCACUCCUCCACUUAGAUCAAACCCCCUGGCAAUCGCCAAAGUGUCCAUCUCAAAUUCAAGCCUCAAGCCUCAAUCUCAAGGAAGCUUGUCGAAUGCCUCUUAUUCGAAUAUUCCACUCACAAACCAAUAUUCGGUAACACCUAUCUCAACCCGAAUACAUCCGAAUACCUUGGGUUCGUUGUCGCCGAGAAAACCAUGUUUUUCUCGGCCACGUCCCUGUUGUUUGCGGCCAGCUUCCUGCAAGCUGCGCUAGGUCACAAUAUCCAGCUUCCCGCCCAUGGCCGUGAAUGCUUCCACGAGCAGCUCCACAAGGACGAUGUCAUGACCGUAACCUUCCAGACUGGUGACAGGGAGUUUGGAGGUGCUGGAAAUCUCGAUAUUGACUUCUGGAUCACGAAUCCGAUGGGCCAAUACGAGACCUUCCAGAAGGACGUUUCAAACGGCGAUUUCUCUUUCACGGCUAAGCACGACGGCAAAUUCCUCUACUGCUUCGGUAACGAGCACUGGGGUUCCAACAGCAAGGAGGUCUCCUUCAACGUUCACGGUAUCGUCUACGUGUCAGAAUCCGAUUCUCCUCAAGACCCGUUAGAAAAAGAGAUUAAGCAACUUUCCGAACUAGUCGACCAAGCCCGUGACGAACAAUCUUACAUCGUUGUCCGAGAACGUACCCACCGCAACACUGCUGAAAGCACAAAUAGUCGAGUUAAGUGGUGGAACUUGUUUGUAAUUGGUGUCGUAGUAGGCGAGUCUCUAUUCCAAGUUUGGUGGUUACGAAGGUUCUUCGAGGUCAAGCGGGUGGUAUAAGGCCACAACAUUAAGGGGCAGUACGAUUCGACGGCCAUCUCAUUUCUGGGUAGUCUGGCGUAUUGUGAGGCUGGCAUUGAAACGGGAAUUAUAAAAAAGAUGGGCAACGUUCAUGAAGUAGGGAAUUAUGCACAAAUUGUACAAUAAUGAAGAGAAGACCUUUGAUACCUUAUUCCCUGUGGUCUACAUUUUGAUACGUUACAGGUUCCGAAGAACAUUGUUCUUGUUAUAUUGACAACGGCAAAUCUAACGAACA
Hypoxylon trugodes is the source of this 1103-nucleotide messenger RNA. Its product is annotated as emp24/gp25L/p24 family/GOLD-domain-containing protein. The record is from RefSeq and is a predicted model, not a curated record. Gene Ontology annotation, cellular component: COPII-coated ER to Golgi transport vesicle; Golgi apparatus; endoplasmic reticulum-Golgi intermediate compartment. Gene Ontology annotation, biological process: protein retention in ER lumen; intracellular protein transport; Golgi organization. Lineage: Eukaryota; Fungi; Ascomycota; Sordariomycetes; Xylariales; Hypoxylaceae. The transcript has 3 exons. Bases 239 to 847 code for a protein of 202 amino acids.